AUGAAGGUUGAAGAUCAGCUCUCCCUCAUCCUCUCGAAGCUCGACGAGCAAUCCAAGGGGAUCAGCGAGGGGAAUCGGCGGAUCACCGAUGUACAUGCCUCCAUCGAAGAUCUCAAGGCGGCGAAGGACGAUUUUGAGCGCUGGCGGCCACAAGUCGACACCCUGUGUCACCAGAUCGACGAGCUCAAGUCCACGACCGCCUCACCUGCCGCGCCCCCCGUCUUCUCCGACGCUGUAUUUGUCUUCACCAAAACGCCGGCACCCACUCAUCAGGGUGCGUCCUCUUCGCAAGCGGCGUUUGGGCCAUGUGGCCACGGCGUUGCACACUGUCACCGGAGGGUGGGUUCAGGGGUCGGCGUCACCCUCGAACCACCUCCGGUCAAAGGUGAGCCCCCCACACCACCAAUCUCACCUCAUGGUCAUGCUUCGCAUCACUUCAAUUCCUGCUGUGGUCAUCACAAUUUCAGUCACAACUUGCCUCAACUUGAUUUUCCAAAGUUUAAUGGUUCCAAUCCAAAACUCUGGAUCAAACAAUGUGAAUCUUAUUUUGAUCUGUAUUAUAUCACCCCUGAAAAUUGGGUGAAAUUGGGCACCAUCAACUUCACGGGCACUGCAGCCUGUUGGAUGCAGACCAUUGAGCUUAACUUGCGUCAUUGUCCUGGGGAUAUUCUCUGUCAUAAUGUCGUACACCGUUUUGACAGAGAUCAAUUCAAUCACUUCAUCCGUCAAUUUUUUCAUGUCAAGCAGACCGACACUGUCCUCGAAUAUAUUACUCUGUUUGAUGAGCUGAUGCAUCAGUAG
Miscanthus lutarioriparius is the source of this 801-nucleotide messenger RNA. The record is from the annotation of a GenBank genome assembly. NCBI's taxonomy places the organism in Eukaryota, Viridiplantae, Streptophyta, Magnoliopsida, Poales, Poaceae.